This is a messenger RNA of Sinocyclocheilus anshuiensis, 2240 nucleotides long. It is a transcript of the gene cunh5orf34, whose product is annotated as chromosome unknown C5orf34 homolog. Bases 143 to 2032 code for a protein of 629 amino acids. The transcript is spliced from 12 exons. NCBI's taxonomy places the organism in Eukaryota, Metazoa, Chordata, Actinopteri, Cypriniformes, Cyprinidae. The record is from RefSeq and is a predicted model, not a curated record.
UCGGACUACUCUAGCAACAACGAUUCGACGCGACUGUGGACUUUGUUUGUGCUGCUUCAGUGAUUUUAGUGUUUACGUUUAGACUGUGGCAGUGUGUAAUUGGUUUGAGUUCUCUAUUUAAUUGUCUCGUGUUAAGUGAGUCAUGUGUUCGGUCAGCUUUAUGGUAAUGUGUGUGGAUGAGUCUGUGGAUGUGUUUUACUCAGACGGGCGUAGACUGCAGCUCUCUCCCUGCGGAUCUGAAUUCAUGAUGGAGAAACACAUGUCACCCUCUGCACACCCGCUACAGCCCAGAGAGAGAGUCAGACAGAGAACAAGAUUCGCCAUCAGCGAGUAUAAAACACUGGUACAGAAUGCUUUGACGUUCAGAAACAAGUAUGCAACUCAUCCAUAUUUGCCCGAGGAGCUCAUAACUGUGGAAUUCAAUAAGCCGUCCACCAUUGCCAUAGCUGAGGUGGAGUGGCCCGGGUCUGACUCCUGCACCACUGGGCCGCAUGGAGAGAUCACAGUCUGCUCUGUAGUUGGACAUGCCAAACUCAUCCUUUCCUCUUCUGGAGAAGAGUUCACAGUGGAGUUUAUCUGUCGGUCCAGCCAAAAUGAAGUAGAGUCACAGUAUCUGCAAGGGCACCAACACAAAAGUACAUGUUCAUUAAGUAGCUUGUUUUCAAAAUCUGCCACGGUUAAGGGUUUAAACCUCUCUGAAGCCUCAGCGGGUGCUCAGAUGGACCAUCUAGGGUCAGUCGUAAAAGCCCCCAAUACGGAAAGACUGGAAUCAACAAGUUCGAAGUCUGGGAAGGUGGACGCGUACACCAGAGUGAUCCAGCAGUAUUCCCGAGCACUUUACCCACAGAUGUGGAGCUAUCCUCUGUCAUUAGCAUUCAAGCAUUGGGAAUCACAAAAAAUUAAAAUAAAUACUGUCAGUGGUCAAGAUGGAAAGGGUUUAACAGAGGGAGAAGGUAGACAAACAUCUCAAACAGGGCUGAAAACUCAGCUUCCCAAACCUUUGCCUCUAAAAUGUCCCUCUCCUCAUCAGCACAGAUGGCGAUAUGACGCUGUGAAUCCUGAUUUGCUGGAACAGGAAGAGGAAGUCACAGCUGAGGUGGUGAAAGUGGUCUGGUGUAAAGGCAUCAUAUACCGUAUAGUAGAUGGAGUGAUACCGAUGGUAGAGAUCUCACCUGGUGAUGGUUCAGUCAUCAGAUCUAAUGGAGUUCUAGCCAAUUACUUCACACAUCACAAAGCUGGAGCUGCUCACAGAGAUGCGGUGGAGUGUGUGUAUUACCUGUGUGGUCUCCCACCUGAUGUGCCAGGUCAGCUGUAUUCUGUCCAGUCUGUUGUCACACGGGCCAGCAGGAUUUUGAAAUGCUUCAUCCAGGCCAGAAGCUCCCUGAGGGCCCCGCUCUCUCUUUACUGCUGGAACGAGCAGGCUGCGGUGUGUGAUUGUGUAUGUGUGGUUCAGGAGGUAAUGGUGGCAGGUACGGGAUAUUUUAAAGCUCUCUCCGACGGGACUGUCGAGGUCUUGUUUCUGGAUGGAGUUAGAGCGCAGAUGAUGUGGAAGUCCGACACCUAUACACCUGCACAGUGUGGAGAAAUGGAACAGAAACUCAGGGCAGAAACCAGACCAUCUCACAGGUGGUGCCAGCUCAAUUUGCCAGAUGGGCACCAAACUCUUGUCCAAGUUGAGACAGACCAAACUUAUCAAAGGUAUGUGUCGGCAGUAGUGCAGUGGUGUGACUGGGUAAAGCAGACAGAUCAGAGCAUGAGUGCAGUGGGCGUGGCUCUCUCAGACUCCGCCCAUUGUGACACACCUCAGCCAAUAACGUACAGGUCUGUUGUUUCUGAACUGGAAAAGAUCAAGAGGUUUAACUUUUUGUUGGAGAACAGCCCCGUCCUGCGUCCUACAGGAAGAUCUUUGAGCUGUGAGCGUUCUUCUGACCGACCUGAGAUCAAACUCACAGAGAACUGCAUCUCUGAGGCUCUGCAGAAAACCUCCAGAGCCAUACAGGACAUUGACACGCUCUUAUCAGACAGACGGUAGAACUGAAUGCAGACACGUACGGCUUUCCCAAAAAAUUGUUUGCUUUUAUGGAACUUAUUCAGUGAAAUGUAAUGAGAUACAUGAGUCUCACUAAACCUGUCAAGAACAUAUCUGGGUCAUAUUUCACACCAAAACUCUAUUUUAUUGUAAAUGAAAUAAAAAAAAAAGUCCUGUUUUUUUAGGACGUUUAAGCACAUUUAGCCCCAAU